AGGCCAACACCGAAGUGUGUUCAGUUCACCAACUUCCCUUCUGCCCUCAACAGCCCUGAAUUAUCAUCGCAGGUGACUUUCCAUCCUGCACUUCACACAAUGUUCGACAAUUCACAGUAUCCUUACAACUGCUUUAAUUAUGAUGGAGAUUAUCCGACCUGUGGCACUGAGGAGGAGAAGAAAGUGUGCAGACCUGCUUACAGUUACAUUGCGCUGAUAGCCAUGGCCAUACAGCAGAGUCCAGAGAACAAAGUCACCCUAUCGGGCAUCUAUGAGUUCAUCAUGAAAAGAUUCCCUUAUUACAGAUCCAACCAGAGAGCUUGGCAAAACUCCAUCCGCCAUAAUCUCUCCCUCAACAGCUGCUUUAUAAAGGUACCUCGCACUGAGGGCAAUGAGAAGGGGAAGGGAAAUUACUGGACUUUUGCCACAGGCUGUGAGUCCAUGCUGGACCUCUUUGAAAACGGCAACUUUCGACGGCGUCGGCGGCGACGGCGUAACUUAAGCCUGGGCUUCAGGGAGCCAUCUGAACCGUUCAGCCCCAUGGACCCUCAGCAGAAUGCCACGGUGCAGUCGCUUCAUCCUGAUUCCUUUUGUCCAGAGAGUUCAAACCACAGAGUGGACCAGCGCAACCCUCCACUCAGCAAACCCGAGCCGGAGAUCAAAUUCAGCAUCGACUACAUCCUGUCCACGCCAGAUCCCUCACCGGGUUUUAGACCUCCACACAGCGGAUCUGCAGGAGCCGUGAUACAGCACCUGGAGCCUCAGCAGCUCAACCUGCACUUCUGGACCCUGUGAAUUACACAUUCUAAAGAAAAACUUGGGGGAAAAAAAUCAUGAAACCUCACAGAACUUUUUAAAGGUGUGGUGCAAAUUAGUUGGGACAAUAAUGUGAUGAUUGUUGUGUCGAGUUCAUCUGAUUUUUGAGAUCAAAUCUUUAAUCAAAAUGUAGGUACAGAGAAUAUGGCUUGGACUACCACUCAUGGUACAGUGGAUUAAUAGUUAAAAAAAUUCAAGCACACAAAGUUUUGUUCUUUUUGCCUUGUUUAUUAGGCAUGUUGAUAGAAUUCUAUUAUCUCUCUACACACACAUUCCUGAUUACUGGGAGUAGGACAUGUUUGCAACAGACGAACAGACAUAAAGGAAGUUCUGCAUUAAUUCAUUAAUGUAUCUUUUGCAUUUUAAAGAUAAUAAUAGCAUAUUCCUAAAGCUUUCUUAUUGUGCUGACAGCGCCAUAUAAUUAAUAUAUUAUUAUAUGGUCAAUUUGUUUCCUAAAAUCAUUUCCAGACCCAAGCUUAACACAGUGCAUUAUUUGAACAGGUUUAUUUAAUGUUCUUAACCUGUCUUUGGAGUUUAAACCUUCAGUAUUGCACCCCCUCUUGGAGAAUAGCACAUUUAAGUGUUUAAAUUAUAUAUAAUUUCCCCUGAUGCUCACUGCUCUGUCAGACAUUUAUACAUGGACCAUAUCUCAUUUGCUGACAAAAGAAACUUUUCAAGCUGACCCUUUUUUUGUUUUACGGGAGGACUGUGUUCACUAAUAACACACACUAAAGUUUGCUUCUUCUUAUAUACUGUGCACAGAGGACAGAUUUCAAUUUAGUAACAUAAUAAUCACUGUAAAAAAUGUAACAUUGAUCAUCUGUCUUCAUGCAGUAGGUUAGAAAAAAGUGAAAGAACCUUUUUUGUGCAAUAUCACCACCACUGGGUAUGUGUGUACUGCAGUAAUUAUAUUGUAUUUUAUAUUGUACAUAAUCUGUAUAACUGCUUUCUGGAAAAAACAAACAAAAAACAAACAAAAAACAGCAACACACGUCAGAUCAGACAAUUAAAACAAAUCUCUAAUCGGGUGGUAGAUCAAUGCUAACUUAAAAACCGAAGCUAAUUUUAUGCAAAUGUUGAAACAGCCACAAGACAUCAAAUUUAUUGGCUUGUUUUGUCAUAACAUAAAAAGUACAAUAUACCUCAAAUGAAUGAAAUCUGCAUUAAGCACAGCAUCGAGUUUGGUUUAAUGAAUAUAUCUUUCUUCAGUAAACAGCUGCUUACUGAAAAGUGCAACACAAUAUCAGUCCUAACACAGUUUAUUACAAUGAACGUGUCAGAACGGUUCAUGUUAAGGAUUAAAAAUAUGUCAUUCGUUGUAUUUUAAAUUCUGUAUUUCCAUGACAUGGUAAUUAACAUGCUGCCAAACCAGUGCGGUCUAACCUUCUCCGAAUCCGACUAAUCUCUGUGACUGACCUUUUCCUUUGUGCUGAAACAGAGUCGCUCUCAAUUUGAUCCUGCCGCUCUAUUAGAAUACAUAUCAUUCAUAACCGUGCACGCUUAAAAUGGAAGCCUGUUAACAUUUAUUUUCCUUCUAAGGUGUAUCAAUCAUUGUGUUUGUGCUGGAGAGGGGACAUUUUUCAAUUUAACCUUUAUAUUAUGGUGUGACUACAUCAGGAAGGUUUCGACACACUUACCAUGAGUGGCAUUUAAUAUAGUAUUACACUUGCAAGGUUAGCAGGAGAUGUGACCUUAUUCAAAUCCUGCUGCCACUACAACACCACUCCCAAUGCAAUUAUAAUUAAAUGCCUUAUGCCGGCUUGCAAAUCCCCUGAUCGAUCAUUGAUAUUAAUGUUAAUAUUGCACUGCCCCCCAGCCCCUGUCUAGCAGUAGAACUGUUAUGGAUCAGCAGGUUUCUAUUAACAGAGCUGUUGAUGUUGUGGGCUGUGGUGUGGAUAUAUUUGGGUAAAUUAACUUAGCAUAAAGUGCUCCAAGGCCUGGGCUUGGGAGGAAAAAAAAUAGUGGAAACAACAAAAAGACCAAAGCCAUAAGCCUCUAUAUACUCUUUCUUCAUGGUGUUAGCUUAAGAUUACCAUGUGUAAAAAUGCCAUGGGAUGAUUCACAACAGAAUAUUUAUUGAUAUUUCCUAACAAUUUAAAAUAUGGGUUGUUUUGAUUUUCUCUAUGCAAAUAAAAUGUGUCUUUUUAUAAUAUUACAGUUUUUUUUUUUUUGCAUAACAUCAUUGCAUUAUGUGGUACCAUUAUGACAUGGGUGAAAUUAGGAGCUUAGGGCAGAGUAAACAGAAUCAAGAGAGGCAAUUGGGAAAUCAGUGGUGUGCAACAGCUGCAGCAGCCAUAUCGCAAACAUAAAUAGCCAAUUUACACAAUUCUUUCCAACUUUUCUGCACAGUUCAUAAUUGCUUUUUUUAAUAUGACUCAGUAACUCAUAUAAGAAAUAUGCUUUUUAAAAAUGCAUUAUUGCAUGUUUAUGUAUAAGA
This is a messenger RNA of Hemibagrus wyckioides, 3253 nucleotides long. It is a transcript of the gene foxl3, whose product is annotated as forkhead box L3. Lineage: Eukaryota; Metazoa; Chordata; Actinopteri; Siluriformes; Bagridae. Gene Ontology annotation, biological process: cell differentiation; anatomical structure morphogenesis; regulation of transcription by RNA polymerase II. Gene Ontology annotation, molecular function: DNA-binding transcription factor activity, RNA polymerase II-specific; RNA polymerase II cis-regulatory region sequence-specific DNA binding. Bases 100 to 795 code for a protein of 231 amino acids. The record is from RefSeq and is a predicted model, not a curated record. The transcript is spliced from 3 exons.